AUUUGCAAACUUGCAACGUGCUCCUUACGAACUGCAUCCUUUGUUCCUGUGUUACCAUCGACUAUCGUACACUAUCCGCUAUUAACAUUGCCGUCUUCCGUUAUCUGAAUAUACCGAAACUAGUUAUCGAGCAAUUCACCUUGAAUUGUUCUCGUUUGGCAAAUAUGCCCAACAAACUUUUCCUAAACAGUAGCUUUCAGAAGUAUAACAAUACGGCUGAUGGCGUACUAUCCACUGUGAACGUAGUGGAAGCACUUCAAGAAUUCUGGCAAGUGAAGGCAGCACGCGGUAGUGGUGCCGCGGGGGGAGGUGGCGCCCUGGUUAUAUACGAGUCCGUCCCCGCCGCACAUCCGCCCUAUGUGUGCUAUGUCACGCUUCCCGGAGGCGCAUGUUUUGGUAGUUUUCAGAAUUGUCCUACAAAAGCUGAAGCGCGCCGCAGUGCUGCCAAGAUAGCGUUGAUGAACAGCGUGUUCAACGAGCAUGAGUCGAGGCGUAUCACCGAGCAUUUCAUUGAGAAGGCGGUCGCAGAGGCGAGAGCUUCCUUUGCUGGUGAUGCAGCGGCACAUCACCAGGACCCUAGCGCGGGAAUAGCCGCUUUUCGGUUUAUGUUGGAAGCAAACAAGGGCCGGACGAUGCUAGAAUUCCAAGAGUUAAUGACUGUAUUCCAGCUCUUACACUGGAAUGGUUCGUUGCGCGCAAUGCGAGAACGCCAGUGUUCUCGGCAAGAAGUGGUGGCCCAUUACUCCGCGCGGGCAUUAGAUGACGCGAUGAGGGAGCAAAUGGCUCGAGAAUGGGCGGCUCGGGAAAGAGAGGCGGCUUCCACAGCCGGGGGGGUGUUGAGGGGGGAGCUGGCUCGAGCAGAACGGGAGCUCCGUGCCGCACGUCUUGCAGCACGAGAGCUUCGUUUCCCGAAGGAGAAACGCGACAUAUUGCUGCAGGCCGCGCGGCUCGCCCCUCCACAGCAGCAACAGUGAUCUCACCGCCGUCGACGCAUGAUUUCUUUUAUUAAUUAAGUAUAGUUUUAUAGUAUAAGCAGAA
Achroia grisella is the source of this 1038-nucleotide messenger RNA. It is a transcript of the gene lft, whose product is annotated as protein limb expression 1 homolog. The record is from RefSeq and is a predicted model, not a curated record. The transcript has 4 exons. Gene Ontology annotation, biological process: autophagosome maturation. Gene Ontology annotation, cellular component: cytoplasm. Bases 165 to 974 code for a protein of 269 amino acids. NCBI's taxonomy places the organism in Eukaryota, Metazoa, Arthropoda, Insecta, Lepidoptera, Pyralidae.